This is a messenger RNA of Auanema sp. JU1783, 420 nucleotides long. The record is from the annotation of a GenBank genome assembly. Lineage: Eukaryota; Metazoa; Nematoda; Chromadorea; Rhabditida; Rhabditidae.
AUGUGCGUACAAGCAGGCUGGACGAUAUUCUUCUUUGUCGAAAUUUUCGCGAACAACAGUAUCAUUGUGCAGAAAUGGUUGAAGUCCUAUUUAAAGGAUACCACCAACAAAGCAGAUGUUGCCCGAUAUGCAAGUAUUGCCAUGUGUGUUGAUGGUCUGAUCACCUUCAUCAUCAUGCUUCUCUGUGGAAUAGUAGUAAUUAGUAAACUAAUGGCUCACGACGAAGAAUCUGAAAUGUCUUCCCUACCAUCUCGGAGCGAAACUUUGGCUGUUAGACUCGAUAAUGAUCUCUUGAAGAUAGAUUCUGGAUUGCCACGUCUCCGUGCUACUCCUGAUGGUAACGUAUCCGGUAUUCCAACAACCGGAGGAGCACAUUCUGUGUGGUCUAGACCAUCGAUAUUCCAAUCAGAACGGCUAUAA